AUGAUUAAAAUAUUUAAACAUACAAGUCUAUAUAAAAGGUUUGGUGAUGAUUUAGGAAACAUUAUAUGGUUAAUUAUACUUUAUUUAUUUCAAGGUAUACCAUUAGGAUUAACAUUUGGUACUAUACCUUUCUUAUUACAUAAACAUUCAACGUAUACACAGAUUGGAAUAUUUUCAUUGACUGGAUUUCCGUAUAGUCUCAAGAUUCUAUGGUCACCGUUUGUAGAUAGUUACUAUUUCAAGAGUUUUGGUCGGAGAAAGUCAUGGAUUGUUCCUAUUCAAUUGUUGGCAGGUUCAAUGUUUUUGGUUCUGGCCAAUGGUAACAUCAUCGAUGAUCUCAUUGAACACAGUGAAACAGAGAUUAUAAAGAUUACUCUGUUGUUUGGAUCGUUUGUCGUUAUGAUGGCUACACAAGACAUUGCAGUUGAUGGAUGGGCUUUGACUAUUCUCUCUAAAGCCAACGUUCACCUUGCCAGUACAUGUCAGAAUAUAGGACUUAGUACUGGUUUCUUUUUAUCGUAUACUGUCUAUUUGGCAUUGUCUAGUGCCGAAUUUUCAAACAAAUAUAUUCGUCCGUCGUCACAUUACAAUGCCGAUGUUGGUAUCAUCACACUAUCUAGUUAUUUGUAUUUCUGGGGUCUCAUCUAUAUAGUAUUUAGUAUUAUUUUGGCGACAAUGAAAAAUGAAGAAAGAACUAAUCAAUCAUCAACACCAAAUGGAGGUUCACCAAAAUUAAAUAGUAGUACAAACAAAAAAUUGGAUGAUCCACAACAACAACAACAAUUAAUCAAUAAUAAUGAAUCAAUGAAUUUACAACAACAAGAAGAUGAUGAAAUGGAAGAAACAGAUUUAAAACCAAUUCAAAUCUAUCAAUAUCUUUGGAAGAUUAUUAGUUUACCUCAUAUUAGAACACUAUCGAUGAUGUUUUUAUUGAGUAAAGUUGUUUUUCAAUCAAAUGAAAGUGCUCUUUCUCUAAGACUAUUGGAAUUGGGUAUGAAGAAAGAGGAUUUGGCUAGUUUCUCAAUCUUUCAAUUUCCUUGUACCAUUCUAUUCUCAAUUGUCGCCGGUAAAUUAAUUAGAGAUAAUCCUUUAACAAUUUGGACAAAAGCAUACUUUUUUGGUGUAGUAUUUGUAUUUUUGAAUAUGUUAUCGGUUGUAUUUUUCCAAAAAGGUUGGUUCUUUUAUUUCAUUUUAUUAUUAUUGUCUACUUGCUCAUCAUUCAUGUCGACGCUUAUGAGUGUUGGUCAAGGUGGUUUCUUUUUAAAAAUUAGUGAAAAGAAUCAUCAUAUAGGUGGCACUUAUUUAACUUUUUUAAAUACUAUUGCAAAUCUUGGAGGAACAUGGCCUAAAUUUUUAAUUCUAACUUUGAUUGAUAAAUUUACAUCUACUCAAUGUGUAAUUCCAAAUGGAGUGAUUGUUGAAUUAAUUGGAACUACAGACGAAAUUAAAUCACUAUGUAAUGAUGAAGGAGGUGAGAUUGUUACCACUAGAGAUGGAUAUUUUACGGUUACAAUCAUUUUGGUUGUAUAUGGUCUCAUUAUGCAUAGAAUAUUAACAAAAAAGAUGAUCCCCAUUGAAAAGAUUAAACCUUCUAGUUUCGCAAUUGCAAAAGGGGAAUAA
Cavenderia fasciculata is the source of this 1620-nucleotide messenger RNA. RefSeq names its product putative acetyl-CoA transporter. The record is from RefSeq and is a predicted model, not a curated record. The transcript is spliced from 5 exons. Bases 1 to 1620 code for a protein of 539 amino acids. Gene Ontology annotation, cellular component: membrane. Gene Ontology annotation, molecular function: acetyl-CoA transmembrane transporter activity. Lineage: Eukaryota; Evosea; Eumycetozoa; Acytosteliales; Cavenderiaceae.